AUGAAAGAUGAUGAAUCCAUCAAUGAGCUUCACUCUAUGGGAGAAAUCAUUCCAAGAAACAAACUUGUCAGGAAAAUACUCAAUGUUUUUCCCAGCUCCUGGGAAAGCAAAGUGAAUGCUAUCACAGAGGCAAAGGACCUACAGAAGCUAACCAUCGAUGAACUUGUUGACAAAGCAGCCAAGAGGAACCCGGUUCCUGAUAAACGCUUCAAGAGUAAGAAUGUCGCUGACAAUAUUGUGAAGCAAGCUCUUGCUGCAUGGGGAGACUCCUCUAGAGAAUCUGAAAAUGAUGAUGAUCAAGGUGACAACUCCAUGAUGGCAGUAGAAAGUGAAGCAGCUGAAUAUGAUUCCAUAUUUGCUCUAAUGGCUAAAUCAAAUGAGGAUGAGGAAGAUGACGAUGAAGAUGAGGUAAACUUUCUGGAUGUUCAAAGAAAUUUGAAAUUCUAUUCUCAAAAGAAGCUUAUAUCUUUGUCUAAUAUUUUAAUUGAUACUUAUCACAGUCUCAUUAAUGAUAAAAAUACGCUAACCACGGAACUAGGAGAAAUAGAACACGAGAGAGAUGAUCUAGUGGUAGUUGCGGUUGAUCUAAGAGAGACCAUUGAGAGUUUAAAAAGGGAAAAAGAUACUUUGACUGAGAUAAUUGCAAACAUAGAGCAUGAGAGAGAUAACCUAUUAGAAGUAGUCAUGGACCUAAAGGAAACAAUUGAGGAACUAAAAAGGGAAGGUAGGCAUGAGUUCACCCAGAAGGGAAAGGAAGUUGCAAGUGAGGCACACCUUAGGCUUGAAGAUGAGCUAAAAUCAGUGAAAUCUAGUCUGUGUGCUGAACUUGAGAGAAACAAACAGCUUCAGAAAGAUUUAGGCAGAGUUAAGAAUGCUCUGAAAAAAUCACUCAAGCAAGGGAUAGGGUUCCAAAGGAAAAAGACUCCUUACAACUCUCAUAGCAAGUAUGUUACUGUACCUGAUAACUGGCUUUGCACCCACUAUGGUAACACUGGCACUUUAAGGAAACCUGGAGCAGUGAAAGAGAGCAGCCAAAAAUGGUACAUGGAUAGUGGUUGCUCGAAGUACAUGACUGAAAGCACAAAUGAUUUCCUUUCACUCAAAGCCCUGCAAGGAGGGAGUAUAUCCUUUGGAGACGGCAAAAAGGGAUACAUUCUGGGAAUUGGAAGAAUUGGGAAGCCUCAUUCUCACUCAAUUGAAAAUGUGUACUAUGUUAAUGGGUUGAAGUACAGCCUGUUAAGUAUCUCCCAAAUCUGUGACAAGGGAAACAAGAGUGGUGAUCUCAGUUGUCUAAGUGUUGUUGAAGAUGAUGCUGAACUAUGGCACAGAAGGCUGGGUCAUGUAAGUUUCACAUUGCUGAACAAGUUGGUCAAGAAGGACCUGGUCAAGGAUUCAAAUGACAAUGGCAUAGCUGAAUCUCCAACUGACAUAGAUGAACCCGGUUCCUCAAUCACAACAAUUGAAGCUGAAAAUAGAUUUGUUGAUGCAGAUCAAGGGACCCCAUAUGCAGAAAGAGAAUCACAUUCAGAAAUACCUAGACCAUCCCACAACAAGUUUCAGGUGUCUAAUUGGAAACACAACUAG
Molecule: messenger RNA, 1584 nt
Organism: Nicotiana tabacum (common tobacco)
Lineage: Eukaryota; Viridiplantae; Streptophyta; Magnoliopsida; Solanales; Solanaceae
Source: RefSeq, a predicted model, not a curated record